CCUCCCUGCCUCGUCCCUCGCCGCGGGAAACAAACAAACAGCCACACAACCAAAUGCCCUUCAUCGCUCUGGAAACGCGGUCGGCCCAACCGACCGCCGACGAACUGAAUGCCUCCGGGCGCUUUCGCUUCUCGGCCAUCGCGGCCAGUUCCCGGUUCCUCGUGCUGGGCACCACCGGCGGCACGGUGUUCGUCCUGUCCUCGCCGGAACUCUCGCACCAUGACCGGUCCUUCCGCCAGCGGUUUGUCCUGUCGCACAAGUCGGUGCUCGGGUCCAUCACCAGCCUGGCCCUCUUCGAUCCGGAGGAUGUGACCCUGGUGCCGGAAUUUGACCCGGCCGCGCGGGCGCGGCACUCGGCCCUGCUGAGCCGGUGCUUCCUGGCGGUGGGCACCUCCUCCGGCAGCAUCCACAUUUGGGACCUCGGCCAGGGGAGCAUCAAGUGCAAGGAGAAGCUCCUGCUCAAGACCGGCGAUCACCGGGCCCCGGUCACUGCGGUUCACUGGUGGCCGCCGCUGGCCUCGCUCGCGGAUCCGGGUCUCGACUCGCAGGCCCUCGCGCGGAAGAUCUUCAGUUGCGACUCGUCCGGCGAGCUCCGGUCGACCGCGGUGCAAAAUGAGAAGUUCCUCAAUCUCUUCGUCAGCUCGGAGGUCGUCACGCGCAUCCUCCCAGACCUCGGCGACCCGCCCGCCGAUCACAUCGUCCAGCUGGACAUCUCCCUUCACACGAUCCUCGCGUCAACGGUGUCGCGCACGCUCCUCAUCGACGUGGCCACCAAUGCCUGUGUGCCCAUCGGCCGCCGGCCGCGAUUCGGCCAAUAUGGCGCUGCGCACUUUUCCGUGUCCACGGCGGCGGCGGCGCGCGCGCACAUGGCCCAGCGCAUGGCAUCCCAUGCCGCCGCCGCCGCCGCCGCCACCACCGCCCGCACCAGUCCCGAGGGGGAAGAGGAGGAGGAGGAGCAGGAGGAGGACGAUGAUGAUAACAUGUUCUUGCCGAUCUUGGAGCGCGGCGCUCUGGCGCUGGUGUCGCGUCCGGGCGGCUUCGCCUGGGCGGUGGACACCUCGCGCCGGGAUGGCGAGGUCGAGGCCACGCUCGACUUCAACGAGGACCAGUCCCCCGAGGAGGAAGAGCAGGAGGAGGAGGGACACGAGAAGCAGGACGCGGGCCGGCCGCCGCACGGGGAAGAUGACGAUGCCAAUCUCGCCGGUGGGAGCGCGACCGAGGCUCGGAUUUGGACCGGCCUGUCUCCGGCGCAAUCGGCCCUGGCCCGGGAUUCCGGGGCAUUUGCCUGCCCGGUGAAUGGCAUCUCCGGGGAGGCCGGCGGUUCGGCUGCGCCGGGUGCCGCGGCGCCAUCAUCGGUGCCCUUCGAGCUCGGGCGCCUGGCAUCCUUCCUCGAUUCGCAGCACAUGCUGUCCUGGUCGCCGCAGGGCUCGUCCCUGGCCCUGGUGGACAUUGACCUGGUGGAUGUGUCUCUGCGUUUGAGCUUGGCCCCGCUGCGCAUCGACUCCGUGGCCGUGGUCCGACAGCCGGCCUUCCCGACGACCGUCCUCCGGGGCGCCCCGCGGCCCGGGGCGCCGAUCUUCGGCCUCUUCCUGCUGGCCACCCUGCCGGCCGGCGGGGAGGACCCCGGCAUGGUGGUCCCCCCGGCCGGGGGCUCCCCCCCGUUGACCCCGGCCAGCAGCGGCUCCUCGCCCCGGCUGCCGGCCGCCUUCGGGCGCCAGGACCAGCGCAUCAUCUGCCUGGACCUGGUGCAGGGCGGCGCGUGGGCCGCCUCCAAGGCCUUGAUUUCGUGUGGCCUUGGCCGGACCGCCGCCACCGUGGUGACCUCCUUCGCGGAGGAGGCCCUGCAAGACAUUGCCACCUGUGGCCUGACCGCCGGCGAGUGGUCUGCCAUCUCGGCUUUCCUGCCGGCCGCCGACCUCGACCCUCCGGCCGGCUCUGCCAGGCGCGCGGCCUGCGACGAUUCCCCCGAGGAGCCUGGCAUCGAGGAAGUCACGCCUGCGCCUGCCGUCUCGGCGCUGGGCCAGCUGGCACUCGAGAUGGAUAAGUUCCUACCGGCGCCUGUGGCCGCGCCCGUGCCCGCGCCCGCGCCCGCGCCCGCGCCUGUGGCUGCGCCCGCGCCCGCCCCUGCUCCGGGCGAUGCACUGGCUCCGCCUCCCGAGCCGCGUCCAGCCUCGCCGGCUGCCACGCCAGGCCCGGUCCCCUCGGUGGAUGCUCCGUCAGCGAUGUCAACAAGCAGCCCAUCCACCGGGCCGGCCCAGGCGGAGGUGGCCUCGCUGCCCCCGCUCCCGGCCCCGAGCAGCCAACUGCCCCCGUCGUCUUCCUCGCUGUUGAGUCGAACCCUUCGCGAGGCGGCGGCCGCGGCCGCGGUGUCGUCAACGCCCGCCGGCCCGGCGCGCCCCCUCGACCCGGUGUCCUUCCAGGCUGCCCCGCCAGCCGCGCGCGCCCUCUCCCCCGACAGCUUGGACCAGCUGACGGCCGAUUUGCUCCCGCCGCCGGCCCUGGCCAUCCCCAUCAAGAAGGUCAAGAAGCCCAAAACCCGCAAGACCGAUUUGACGGCCAGCGUCGACGACUCGGCCGCCUCGCCCCCGCUGGCCGGGACCAGCCCCAAACUGCCGAAGGAGAGCAAGCGCCGGAAGAAGAAGACCUCCAUCGUAUACUUCGACCAGGCCGACGCGCCGGCAGUCGUGGCGCCCGCCGCGCUGGCGAGCCCGGACGUCGGCACAGAAUCGGCCCCCUCGGCCCCGGUGUCCAUCAGCAUCUCGGCCCGUCGGCGCCGGUCCCGCCCGACGCAUGCCUCCUCCUCGCCGGCUACCCCCCUGGAAGAUCCGGCCUCCUGGGCCUCGGACACGGGGCUCGGAUCGUCCUUCCCCCUGGCCGGCACCACCCCGGCCCAGGGGGACAUCGUCGGGCAUGAGGCCUUCACUGGCAAGCUGCAGGCGGCCCUGCGCAUGUCGCUGCCGGUCGGGACCGGCGCCGGGCCUGGGCCCGGGGACCUGGCCGACCCGGCGGCCCCCCUCGCCGACGAUGCGCCCUCGCUCACGGCCAGCACCGGGGAGCCGGAUGCCGAGCUCUCCUCGUCGCCCAGCUCGCUGACCGACCUGACGCUGCUCUUCCGCCGGUCGGUGUCGGCCGCGUCCUCCCUGCUGAGCCUUGACGCCCCGGAGCAGGGGGCCCCGGGCGGGGCGGCGGAUGACGCCUCGACCGAGAUCGAUUCCGCGCAAACGCCCCUCCUCCAGGAGGAUAUGCCCAGCCUCGUAGAUGUCACGGCCCUGCUGGAGCAACACUUCGCCGAGGACCUCCCGGACGCCGGCCUCUUCAGAACUGCCUUUGCCUCCAUCGCCCUGGAUGCCGGACCGUCAUUCCAGGGGGCCGCAUUCCCGGACACGGCUGCCUUGCUGGACUCGGCUCUGUUGCCGGACCCGCUGCACGAGCAGCUGGAGGGCGCGCUCGGGCCACUGCCUUUCUUCACGGUGGACCGGGUGCCUGCGGUCUUGGCCGCGGCCAGCUGGCUGGCCGCCCAGCCUGCCGAGCGUGUGCUUGCCCUGCUUGAUGGGGCGGACGGGCCGUCCGCCCUUCAGCGCGAGGCCUUCACCGGGGCUGGGUUCCUCCUCGGCCUGGGCGCCCUGCUGGAUGCCGGGCUCCGGCCGGCCUGCCAGCUGCUGGACCCUCGUCUGGCGGUCCUGGCGAGCCUGGUCCAUGGGGAUGAUUCCCUGCUGGAGGAGGCGUUAGAGCUGGUCCGCAUGGCCGGGACCUCGGCCAGCGUCCCCGGCCACCUGCUGGAGUAUGCCCUGGCGGCCGAUCAGGCCGCCGCGCCGUUGGAUGUCGGCCAGCUGGCGACGCACGAUCCCCUGGGGCUCCUUUGCCUGGCGUACCAACUCCAGUCCCUUGGCCAGUCCCCUGCCCCGGGGACCCGGGCCAACGACGCCGCGCAGCAGCAGCAGCAGCAGCAGCAGCAACAGCAGCAGCAGCCUCUCCGAGCCGAUGUGGAGGACCUGCUGGAGAAUGCCUGCGUGGCGAGUCACCCGCUGCUGGGGCACCGGACGGUAGCCCGGCUGCUGGGCUGCUCGGCCCUGCUGGAGCCCGAUGCCGCCCCGGGCCCGGGGGAUCGUGCCUCGGCCCGGCCAUUCGCCCUCCUGGGCCGGUACCUGCGCCGGGUGCUGUGCUCGGCGCGCUGGCACGCCGCCCUGGCGUCGGACGUGUCCGGUGCCCCGGCUGGCGGGGUCUUCCCACCGGAGGCCAUUCUGCUCUUGGCCGAUGCACACACCACCGCCCUCCUGCGGCCGUGGGACGUAGUCACCCGGGCGCCAGCGCGCGAGGCGCUCCUGGCCCCGGAGCCGCGCUUCGCCACCUGGCGACCGGAGCUUCCAUUGCCCCUCUGGGCCCCGAGCGCCGAAAGCCGGGACUUUGCCCUUGCCCAUCCUCAGCGUGAAUGGCUCGACCGCCUCGAGUCGAGUUUGCUCUUCCGCUCGACGGCAGAGCUCCAGCGCCACGCGGCUUCGCGCGCCCGUCUCACUGGUGACUGGGCUCGCUGCCUGGAGCUGCAGCUGAACGCCCUGGAACUCGGGACCGGAUGCCUGGUGUCCGCGGCCGGGGCCGAGCCCGGGGCGCUGUCCUCCCUCUGGGCGCACACCGUGGUCCUGGCGGCAUUGCUGGCUGACAUCGGCGCUCUCGAGCGUGCCCUCGCCUACAUCCCCGAUAAGGCUGCCCUGGCUCAGGCGCUCGAGCUGAUCCAGCAGCUGGAGGCCGCUCGUGUUGCCGACGCCCCGACCGAGGAUCACCCCCUGGCCGCGCUCGAUCGCCACGGUGCCAAUGCGCUGGCCCCCCAUCAGGCAGGCCCCGCGCACAUUUGGGCCCCCCAGGACCCGGCCGGCGGGGUGCUCCUCUCGGAGCUUGUUGUCCUCCAUGCGGCGGCGUAUCUCGGCUCGACGAGCGCCGCGCUGGACAUGCUCCAGCCGGUGGCCGACCUGGGUCUGCUGGUCCGACCGGCCUUCCUCGGAUGCCUGGCCGUCGGCGCGGUGGACUUCAACCCGGCGGAGGCCACCCUGGCUGGCGACACCGGCAACACGGACCGGGCCGGUGCAACCGGGCCCGGUGGCCCCGCCGGCGCCGCCGGCGCCGCCGCCGGUGUUGGCCCGGCCUCCUGGGCAGCCGGGCGCCUGUGGCGCGAGGAGCUCCGCCAGCGUGGCCAGGCGGCCGAGGUCCACGCCAUGGCCGAAACCACGGACAUCUACCUCUGGGGCCGGCGCGAUGCCAGCAUCCAUCCGGCCAUCCAGGCGCACCUUCACAUGCCGGUCGAGGACCAAAGCCCGGCCGACCCGGCGGCCGGCACCGUCGCCCCGGCCCCGGCGGCGGUCCCUGCCACGCCGGCGCCCUCGCCCCGAGGCGGCCCCGGCGGCGGCGGCGGCGGCGGCGGCGGCCUGGCCGACCGGCCGGGGCUCGGGCUCAAGCCCACCCCCGGGGCCUCGCUCCCCAGCCGAACGGCCCAGUAUGUCGAGGAUCAGACCCACUGGGGCGUCCUGGUGGCCGUGCAAACGGCCCCCUGUGCCGCCAACUGCGGCCAGCCCCUCGGCGCGGAGCCCGUGGCCGCCGACCCGAACAACCCCCUCGACCAGCAGAUCGUGGCCUUCCCCUGCGCGCAUGCGGCCCAUCGGGCGUGUCUGCGCCCGGGCCCCAGCCUCGCCGGCCUGGCCACCUCGCCCGCGUCGGCGCCCGCGCCGUCGCCCACUCUGCCGGACUCGGCUGGGCUGGACUUCGUCUGCCCAGUCUGCUCGCCGGUGUCGCUGCCCGGCGGGGCGUCGCUCUUUGACCUCCUUGGUGCCGGGGCCCUGGCCCCGGAGCCGGUGCCCCUGGCGCCCGGCCAGCCGGGCACCCACGGCGCCGCCAUCUGA
Fonticula alba is the source of this 5888-nucleotide messenger RNA. RefSeq lists its product as hypothetical. The record is from RefSeq and is a predicted model, not a curated record. The transcript is spliced from 12 exons. NCBI's taxonomy places the organism in Eukaryota, Rotosphaerida, Fonticulaceae. Gene Ontology annotation, molecular function: protein binding. The coding region runs from base 54 to 5888 and encodes 1944 amino acids.